Messenger RNA from Myotis brandtii (Brandt's bat), 1103 nucleotides. RefSeq names its product platelet-activating factor acetylhydrolase 1b, catalytic subunit 2 (30kDa) (gene PAFAH1B2). The record is from RefSeq and is a predicted model, not a curated record. The coding region runs from base 24 to 713 and encodes 229 amino acids. Lineage: Eukaryota; Metazoa; Chordata; Mammalia; Chiroptera; Vespertilionidae. The transcript is spliced from 7 exons.
GGGACCAUUUGCCUGAGUAUAGAAUGAGCCAAGGAGACUCAAACCCAGCAGCCAUUCCACAUGCAGCGGAAGAUAUUCAAGGAGAUGACAGAUGGAUGUCUCAGCACAACAGAUUUGUCCUGGACUGUAAAGACAAAGAGCCCGAUGUGCUGUUUGUGGGGGACUCCAUGGUGCAGUUAAUGCAGCAAUACGAGAUAUGGCGAGAACUUUUUUCCCCACUCCAUGCACUGAAUUUUGGAAUUGGAGGAGAUACAACAGGACAUGUUUUAUGGAGGCUAAAGAAUGGAGAGCUGGAGAAUAUUAAACCUAAGGUCAUUGUUGUCUGGGUAGGAACAAACAACCAUGAAAAUACAGCAGAAGAAGUAGCAGGUGGAAUCGAGGCCAUCGUACAACUUAUCAACACAAGGCAGCCACAGGCCAAAAUCAUUGUAUUGGGUUUGUUACCUCGAGGUGAGAAGCCCAACCCUUUGAGGCAAAAAAAUGCCAAGGUGAACCAGCUCCUCAAGGUUUCCCUGCCAAAGCUUGCCAAUGUUCAGCUCCUGGAUACAGAUGGGGGCUUCGUGCACUCGGACGGUGCCAUCUCCUGCCACGACAUGUUUGAUUUUCUGCAUCUCACAGGAGGGGGCUACGCAAAGAUCUGCAAACCCCUCCAUGAACUGAUCAUGCAAUUGUUGGAGGAAACUCCUGAGGAGAAGCAAACCACCAUUGCCUGACUGGCUCCCAUCAGUGUUCAUUGCAUCCCCGCUUCCUGAGAUCAGUUAUGUCACUGGCACUACGGAAUCCUUCUCUUUCCUAAGGCACUUUGCGUUGUAGAAUGUUCCUGGAUGUUCAUAUCUAGUGUUUGAAAGGGAGGAGGGAUUGAAACUGGUCCUGUACAUAGGUUUGUUUGACACAGGAGAAAAAUUAGUUAAGGAAGAUGGUUGUUUAAAUUCAUUUGAAACCAGAAGGGGACUUUUUAGUUGUAUGUGUGACACAUUUAUUGAAUUAUCACUGUUUUACCUAGAAUGACAUCAAGCCUAAGUACUGAACAAAGUGAAGAUUCUUUUCUUGGCCUUUCUUUCUAUGGAUUAUGUCAUAUAUAAUAAUGAUCAGAAUCACACCUA